Aaosphaeria arxii CBS 175.79 is the source of this 1985-nucleotide messenger RNA. RefSeq lists its product as uncharacterized. NCBI's taxonomy places the organism in Eukaryota, Fungi, Ascomycota, Dothideomycetes, Pleosporales. The transcript is spliced from 2 exons. The record is from RefSeq and is a predicted model, not a curated record. Bases 147 to 1772 code for a protein of 541 amino acids.
AUCUAGACGAGUACUAGCAAUUAGUCAACUCGACGUGUUAACCCUCUGUAACAACAAUACCGCCAAGCGGUCUGGAUCGAUGUGGACGACGGAACCGCAGUCCCCGCAAACAAACGAUUCGAUCUUUCACCUGUCGAAGAUAACCGAUGGCGGGCAGUGAGCAAAGUUCUGGAUGGCAAUCAUACCAUGAAACUGGCCUGUAUACAGAGUUCAAUACAGUGUUCUCGCCAGCGUGCUUGGAUUUUCAACCACAUUUCUCUGCGCAAGAUAUAGCUACAUCGUUCGAAGGUACUUCUUUCAAUCUUCGUCCUUUGGCAGAACGAGAAACUGGUCCAUAUCAACAAGGCCGAUCCCCUGAACAUAUGGUACUCCCAGAUGUGACACGACAGAUUCUAGGGCAAUACGAGAAGCCACAAUCGCUGCCUCGCCAGAGAAGCAGAUAUAGGUUGAGACAGUCGCUGAACCGAGCAGAGUCUACAGCAGCUACAUCUGGCGAACAACUAUACGACUUGAAUUCACUUCCCUUAGAACGAUGGCGAAACUCGCCGCCGCAAGACGAGGCAGUUUCGCUCUCCGCCAUCUAUGGCGCUAUGCAGAGUUAUCCACACCAUGUCCCACAGCCAGGUGGUCAGUCUUAUGACAACAACAUUGGAAGUCUACAAGACUACGCUGGACCUUCCUCCACUGCAAGUCGUGACAGUGGGGCUAGCAGCUCGUCUGCGCUGUCGGGUACUUCAGAUCUUUCGGAUGCUUCCAGCAAAAGUUACCGUAUCCCAGCAAAGAAAUCACGUCGUCGACCCAGAGUUACAGCAAAAAGAAGGAAUGGGGGCAGUAAUAUGGCAGAUCGCAUCUUCAAGUGCACGUUUUGCUGCGAUGCUUUUCGACACAAGUACGAUUGGGUACGGCACGAGAAGUCAGUACAUCUAAGUCUAGAAUCGUGGUCAUGCACGCCGAAUGGUGCUCUAGUGACGCGCCCUCAGACUGGAAGAGUGCACUGUGCUUACUGUGACCUGCUCAAUCCGAAACCCGACCAUGUUGAUUCACACAACCAUCAUGCCUGCCACAAUAAUCCAGACAUUCGACGCGUCUUUCGACGCAAAGAUCAUCUCAUACAACACUUGCGCCACGUUCAUGGAGUAGAUACAGUACCAUUAAUGGACGAUUGGAAGCUUGAAACUAUGACGGUUGUAUCACGCUGCGGAUUCUGCAAUGCCGAAUUAAUGACCUGGGAACAGCGGGCAGAUCAUCUCACUGAACAUUUCCGUGCUGGGAAAACAAUGCUUAACUGGCAAGGAGAGCAUGGCUUUGAUGCUGCUGUUGCUUCUCAAGUAAGCAACGCUCUGCCCCCUUUUCUCAUCGGCGCCGAAUCGUUAGCACCAGUGCCGUUUUCGGCGACAAACCCUGCAUCUAUCGACCAUUUCAGGCAGAUAUCGUCUCAAAUGAGUGAAUUCAUUCAAGAGACAUCAACGCAAGCGGGCGAAUGCCAAGAGGCAGACCUUAUCACAGAUACCAACUUGCCUGCUGUGCCAAGAACGGAUAUCCAAGACACGACUUCAAGAUUGCCACAGGACACCGUCGCAUUUAUCGAUAUAUUGACGCGGCAUCUUGGUCGGUUUGCAAGAGAGCAGAUGGCCGCGGGACAAGUACCCACAGACGAGAUGUUCCAACGAGAAUCUAGGCGGUUGAUAUAUGGCGACGCGGAUGAUACUUGGAAUAUAACGGUGGCGGACAAUGCCGAUUGGCUGCGAUCCUUCCGGCAACAGAACGCAUAGAUCAUCAAGUCUAUCUCCGGUGAGAAUCGGAGGAGUCGAGGACCACGUAGUUCAUGGUGAGGUCAUACGACCUGUUCUCUACCACCAGCAUGCUAGCGGACUUGCUAGUCGUGGAAGUUUGAGCUCUGGAGCAGACUAUUCCUCAAAAUAUCACAAAUUAGAGACCAGAGAAGUAGCCAGCUUUUCCCGGUAAAAUAUACAUUUGGUGGCAAU